AUGAGGUGGCUAUCCCUCGUCACCCUGAUCGGUCUGGCGUUGGCUCAGGAUACCACCACCACCACCACCUCGGAUACCUCCUCGGAUACCUCCACUAGCCGUUCCUCCACCUCUUACGAUAUAUCCGAUGCCUCCACGAUCACAGGUAGCGUAGCUCUGCCCUCAGGCACCUACGAGACGUAUAGCAGCACUAUCACCCUCGGCAAUGGCGAUACUUCUUUGGAGGCCGUUACUACUUCCAUCGCCGCGAACGCCACCACAACCGGGAACCAGACGGUGGUCAGAACAACCUCCAACUCCGUGACGGUCCUAGUGGGUGGGGGUGGUACCACAACGCUAGGCAACAACAGCAUGAAUGCCACGGCCACGACCACUUCCACGGCCACCAAGACCCCCGUCAUCAACACCCGGCCUUGCAAUGGCUACGUCGAGCUCUGCGGGCGUAACUACUCCAACAUCACCAAUGUCGCUGCACACAACAGUCCCUUCGACCGUGCAGGCAAUGCCGCCUCCAACCAGAUGUUUGACGUGACCGCUCAGCUGAACGACGGUGUUCGCAUGUUGCAAUUCCAAGUUCACUACCAGAAUGGUACCAUGCUGCUCUGCCACACCUCUUGCGAUAUUCUCAACAUGGGCCUCCUGCAGACCUAUCUCGAGACUGUCGCUGUCUGGAUGCGCAAGAACCCCUACGACGUGGUCACCAUUCUGAUGGGCAAUUACGACUACGUCAGCCCUCAGAAUUUCACCGAGCCCAUCAAAAACUCCGGUCUCAUGGACUAUGUAUACACCCCGACGAAGAUCCCCAUGGCCUUGGAUGACUGGCCUACCUUGUCAGAGAUGAUCCUGACGCAGAAGCGUAUCGUCUUCUUCAUGGACUACCAAGCCAACCAGACCGCCAUCCCAUGGCUGAUGGACGAGUUCUCCCAGAUCUGGGAGACUCCUUUCUCUCCGACCAACGACAACUUCCCUUGCACCGUGCAGCGGCCCCCGGGUCUGGCGCGCCAGGGUGCCGAGACUCGCAUGUACAUGGCCAACCACAACCUGAACUUGGAUCUCAGUUUCGGCUCCAUCAGUCUCCUCAUUCCCAACACCGCCUUGCUGAACCAGACCAACGGUGUCAAUGGUACCGGCAGUCUGGGCAAGAUGGCGCGCAACUGCACAGCCAAAUGGAACCGCCCGCCCAACUUCCUCCUAGUCGAUUACUACAACUACGGCAGCCCCAAGAACGGAUCAGUGUUCGAAGUCGCUGCCGAGAUGAACAACGUCACCUACAACUGGAAGUGCUGUGGGACCAAAUCCGCCGCCGUACACGGAGUGUCCGUCUCCGGCAUUUCAACUCUGCUCGCCGUUGUAGCAGGCAUUCAGUUCCUGUUGACAGCGUUCUAA
Penicillium atrosanguineum is the source of this 1386-nucleotide messenger RNA. RefSeq names its product PI-PLC domain-containing protein. The coding region runs from base 1 to 1386 and encodes 461 amino acids. The record is from RefSeq and is a predicted model, not a curated record. Gene Ontology annotation, biological process: lipid metabolic process. The transcript is spliced from 3 exons. Gene Ontology annotation, molecular function: phosphoric diester hydrolase activity. NCBI's taxonomy places the organism in Eukaryota, Fungi, Ascomycota, Eurotiomycetes, Eurotiales, Aspergillaceae.